UUCGUCGCACAAAGAAACGUGGGGGUAGGGCCUAGGCGGCUGGGCCCCGUCCGAAGGCGAAAGUGUGCCGCGUAUAUAAGGCCCGGAGUCAACGGCAAUCAGCAUCCAGUUCACUCCUGGACUCACCCAGAACAUCGUGAAACACAAAAAUGAAGAGCCUGCUAUUACUAGCGCUACUAGCGCUCGCCGUAGCAGCUAACGCUAAGGAGGAUGUAGCGGCGGCUAGUGCUAAGGAGGAAAAGGCGGUGGUUCCGAAAGAGUCGUCACUUGUGGAUAAAUCCAAGAAGCAAGACAAACGUGGAAUCGGCCAUGGCACUUACAGUUACGGUUACGGCUCCGGCUCUGCUGGUUACGGUGACUACAGCGGUCUCAGCGGCUACGACAUCGGGGGUGGUCACAGUGGUCUUUUGUACGGAUCAUCGAACCUUGGAGGCUUGAACUCAUACUCGUCGAACAACUUCGGAGGCUACGGAGGCUACGGAGGCUACGGAAGCUACGGAGGCUACGGAGGCUACUCAGGCAUCGGAGGCUACUUGGGAGAUUACGGAAACGGAGGCGCCGCUGAGCACGUGAAGACGGUUACGGUGGUGAAGAAGGUUGCCGUGCCCUACCCGGUUGAGAGGCACAUCCCUUACCCCGUCGAGAAGCAGAUACCCUACCCAGUCAAGGUCCCGGUCCCGCAACCCUACCCGGUUGAGAAGCAGGUUCCGUACCCAGUGAAGGUACUGGUCAAAGUUCCGGUCCACGUCCCGCAGCCCUACCCGGUAGAGAAGAGGGUUCCGUACCCCGUCCACGUCACGGUCGACCGUCCCGUCCCCGUCAAGGUGCUCGUGCCGCAACCCUACCCCGUAGAGAAGCACGUCCCCUACCCCGUCAAGGUUCCCGUUCCACAACCCUACCCCGUUGAGAAGCAGGUGCCCUACCCGGUCAAGGUUCCAGUCCAUGUGCCGCAGCCCUACCCCGUCGAGAAGCUCGUCCCGUACCCCGUGAAAGUCAACGUCGACAGGCCCUACCCCGUUCAUGUUCCGAAGCCAUACCCAGUCACGGUGGAGAAGCCGGUUCCGUACCCAGUUGAGAAGCCAGUUCCAUACCCAGUUAAGGUUCCGGUAGACAGACCCUACCCUGUCCAUGUGCCCAAGCCCGUGCCCUACGAAGUCAAGGUACCGGUUCCCCAGCCCUUCCCCGUUGUGAAGCAUAUUCCGUACCCAGUUGAGAAGCCAGUUCCGUACCAAGUCAGGGUUCCCGUUGACAGACCGUACCCCGUUCACGUAGAGAAGCCCGUCCCGUACCCAGUUGAGAAGCCUGUUCCAUACCCGGUUAAGGUUCCGGUUGACAGACCAGUUCCCGUUACCGUUACUAAGCACGUUCCCUAUCACGUCGUCAAGCAUGUUCCGUACCCAGUUCACGUCCAUGAAGAGGAGGGUGGUUUUGAUUCGGGGUAUGGCGGGGGUGGCGAUGGUGGACAGACUUCCGUCGGUGAUUAUGAGUCCAGUUUUGGCGGGUACCAGGAGUCUCACCAUGGACACUAGGGACCAUGGUAUCUUCUACUGUCUUCUUGUACCUUUUUACGUUCGGCCACUGCUACGAUCGUGACUCUUUUCGAUGUGGAUGCGAGGAAAAAAAUAAAUCUAGACGCGGAAACUCCGAAGCAGUGAGUCUAUGCAUGUACCUGUAUUGAUGUAUCCUAUGAUGUAUCGUUUAAUUGUUUUCUAUACACUUUCUAAUAAAAACCAAAGAAGAAAAUAAA
Messenger RNA from Diprion similis, 1747 nucleotides. Its product is annotated as proline-rich protein 4-like. The coding region runs from base 150 to 1529 and encodes 459 amino acids. Lineage: Eukaryota; Metazoa; Arthropoda; Insecta; Hymenoptera; Diprionidae. The record is from RefSeq and is a predicted model, not a curated record. The transcript has 3 exons.